Molecule: messenger RNA, 1095 nt
Organism: Lathyrus sativus (Indian pea)
Lineage: Eukaryota; Viridiplantae; Streptophyta; Magnoliopsida; Fabales; Fabaceae
Source: the annotation of a GenBank genome assembly
AUGGCUAACUUCAAAAAGCAUUCAUUGCUCCUGAUUUCCACUCUCCUCAUGACUCUCCAAAUACAAUUCUCCCCUACAAACGCUGCCGUUAAAGGCGGCUAUUGGUAUUCCGAUAGUGGCCUUGCAGUUUCUGACAUUAAUCCCUCAUAUUUCACUCACCUGUUCUGUGCAUUUGCUGACCUUGAUCCUAGCACCAACACUGUCACAAUUUCUUCUGCAAACGCAGCUAGAUUCUCAACCUUCACUCAAACCGUCCAAGCAAAGAGUAGUUCAGUGAAAACCCUUUUAUCAAUUGGUGGUGGUGGAGGUUCUGCUUUGGCAGACAAGUUUGCCAGUAUGGCUAGCCAAGCUAGUAGCCGAAAAUCGUUCAUAGACUCUUCAAUCCAACUAGCCAGAAGUAAUAACUUCAAUGGUCUUGAUCUUGACUGGGAAUAUCCAUCCACAGACACAGCUAAGACCAACUUUGGUUUACUCAUCAAGGAGUGGAGGGCUGCAGUGGCGAAAGAGUCUAGCAGUUCCGGGAAGGCAGUACUGCUGUUAACAGCUGCAGUAGGUGGCUCUGAUCAGAUCACUGGAUUGAAGUUCUACCCAGGUCCGGAUAUUGCAAACAACUUGGAUUGGGUCAAUGUAAUGACUUAUGACCUUUUCAUCUCAGAUAGUUAUCCAACAUCGACACAGCCGCCUGCUCCUUUGAAAAACCCAACUGGCCAGUUCAGUGUAGAUGAAGGUAUCACAAAAUGGAUAGGGUUAGGAGUGCCGAAAAACAAACUAGCACUGGGUUUACCCGCCUAUGGUUACAAGUGGAGUUUGUCAGAUCCUAAUAAACAUGGACUUUUCGAUAAAGCUACCAAGGGACUUGGGGCAGUGAAGUACAAGGAUAUAAAAAAUGCUGGGGCGCAGGUUGUGUACAAUUCCACAUAUGUCACAAAUUACGCCUUCAAAGGGACAGAUUGGUAUGGAUACGAUGAUACUCAGAGUAUAUCUACCAAGGUUUCUUAUGCCAAGCAAAAUGGAUUGUUGGGAUAUUUCUUUUGGCAUAUUGAACAAGACAGCAACUGGGCUCUUUCUUCAACAGCUUCUCAAACACUCGGAUAG